AUGAGUAGUGUAACCAAGGCUUCCGCAGAUUCCUUUGUUUGGAAUGACGAGACAAAAGAUUCAUUUUCCGCUUUGGACCAUCCUGGAUAUGCUUUGAAUUGUGACCCAGAGACAAAGUUGGGUGGAUGGAAUGUCUAUCGUGGAGUCUGGGAAGUUCCAGAAGGAGAAGGGAAAGAGGCCCCAUCCUGUUGGAUCAAAGAUGAAGUGAUGGAUAUUAUCACCAAAUUUGAUUACUCCUCGAUGCCUAUUGGCCGGGCACCCCGAAUUUUGGUACUCUAUGGAUCCUUGCGCCCUACUUCCUUUAGCCGAAAGCUUGCCUUGGAAUUUGCUCGUAUCCUAGACUUGUUGGGCUGUGAUGUCCGUGUGUACAACCCUCAAGGAUUGCCGGUGCGAGAUCCUGCAUUGGAGAACGAAGCCAAGGUUCAAGAGUUGCGAGCCUUGACGCAAUGGAGUGACGGACAUGUUUGGGUAUCUCCUGAAAUGCACGGAACCAUGACUGGAACAUUCAAGAAUCAAAUUGACUGGGUCCCAUUGAACUCUGGAUCGGUUCGUCCAACUCAGGGCAGAACAUGUCUUGUGGCACAAGUCAAUGGUGGUAGCCAAUCCUUUAACGCCGUUAACGCUUUAAGACUUUUGGCCCGAUGGAUGCGAAUGCCAUGUUGUACCAACCAGAGCUCAGUGGCCAAAGCCUGGAAGGAAUUCGGCGACGAUGGUCGGAUGAAAGACUCCAGUUUCCGAGAACGAGUCGUUGAUUGUGCCGAAGAGUUUGCCAAGUUCACUGCAGUCAUGGCACCUGUCGCCGAUGAUUUGAACAAUCGGUACAGCGAGCGCAAGGAAAAGAUGAAGGAGGGAAAAUUGCUGACACAGUUGGAGAAGGAGACACGAACGGCACAAAAGUAG
This is a messenger RNA of Cylindrotheca closterium, 900 nucleotides long. The record is from the annotation of a GenBank genome assembly. NCBI's taxonomy places the organism in Eukaryota, Bacillariophyta, Bacillariophyceae, Bacillariales, Bacillariaceae.